AUGACGACACCGAUAUUUUAUGAUGACGACAACGCCACCUGGUGGAUGCAGGCGUCGACGAUGCAGCCGGACCACGUGGCGGCGGCGGCGGCGGCGGUGCCGACGUUGAUGAUAUUCGUGCUCGCACUGCAAGGCGUCUGCAUCGUCUGCACGAAUCUUCCCGUACUCGCCGUGCUCGUCGCUUCCAGCGAGCUACGUGGCACCACCUACGUCUUCAUCACCAACCUGACGCUAGCCGAUUGCCUGGUCGGCGUCGCCGCGCUGCUGCAGGCUAUCGUCUACGCGCGCGGGCUCAGCAACUCAGGCUACUGGUGCCUGCUGUGUGAGAGCCUAGCCGUCGUCGCCUGUGGCGCUUCGAUCGUCAGCUUCUUCUUCGUGACGCUGGAGCGUUACGUGACGGUGUUCAACCCGCUGCGUCACGACGCUAUUGUGACGCGGCGGCGGAUGAUAGCCGCUGUUGUGUACACGUGGGCGUCUAGCGGCGGUCUCAUGAUCGCCGCCGCCAUCUUGCUGUACGUCGACGCACCGCGGCGCCACUGUCUGACGCUGCACGGCGGCUUCGGCAGCUUCUGGAUGGCGAGAGAGAGUCUGCGACACCUGCGCAACAUGGCCGCCGAGCACUUGUCCCUGCGCGUCUCCGUAACCAUGGCGUCGGCGGUGGCGCCCGCGCAAGCGGCGCGCAAGCGAGAGAAAGUGAAGCAGACGCUGCGGUUGUUAAAGACGCUGGCGUUGGUAAUCGGACUAUUCUGCAUCUGUUGGUUGCCCCUCAACGUAGUAGUGAUUACGUUUCAGCUCUGUCCGCGACAUAUCUGCGCCGCAUUGCAACCGGAUAGCAUGAUAAUACUGUACAGCGCCGCGAUGGGCUAUCUCAAUUCGUUCCUGAACGUCUUCGUGUAUGCAUUUCGCAUGCGGGUGAUUAUUAGCGAGUUGAGAAAGAUGUUGAGAGUUCCCUGUGCCAACAGAGAUAUUGUUCGCCCAGCAGCCUAG
This is a messenger RNA of Priapulus caudatus, 987 nucleotides long. Its product is annotated as adenosine receptor A2a-like. NCBI's taxonomy places the organism in Eukaryota, Metazoa, Priapulida, Priapulimorpha, Priapulimorphida, Priapulidae. The transcript is spliced from 2 exons. Gene Ontology annotation, biological process: G protein-coupled receptor signaling pathway. Gene Ontology annotation, molecular function: trace-amine receptor activity. The record is from RefSeq and is a predicted model, not a curated record. Gene Ontology annotation, cellular component: membrane. The coding region runs from base 1 to 987 and encodes 328 amino acids.